Molecule: messenger RNA, 1890 nt
Organism: Trichoderma reesei QM6a
Lineage: Eukaryota; Fungi; Ascomycota; Sordariomycetes; Hypocreales; Hypocreaceae
Exons: 4
Source: RefSeq, a predicted model, not a curated record
UUUGGAGUCUCGUUCAUGUUUACCCUGUCGGAAACCCAAUCAUUCAGUUCUCGAAGCGCCCACUUGCUCGACCUCCUCCCGCUCCUUUCGUGCUAUGCGCCCGUGGUAGCAGACUCGCUACAUCAACACAACAUUCGGAAGCACCGCACUGUUCCGUAACCACAGCACAGUCGCGGAUCAGAGACUGGCAGAGACUCCCACGCCACCAUCGUUACUUUGCUGAAACAACUCCCACACGGCCUCGUCUCUGCGCGACAGCCUAUCGGCCUACCAUCGAUUCUUCCGUCUUUCGCAACGCAUCGCCGCGUUAUCUGUCAUAUCAAAGGCAAACCUCAGCGCUCAACGGGAACCCACAAAAGGCUCGAGAUAUCUGCGACAUUAUUGCAGCUGGCAGGUCGCACUCUUCCCACGCAGGCCAGGUGCUCAACCUGCAUCGUCCGUGGGCUUGCUGCAGUCCCUGGACACUGCCGCAGAAGCCUAACGUCUCCCUUUUGUACGAUAUGUGAAGAACGAUUGAUAAUGUCUCCCGAUGCCGUGUCGUUGUUGUUUCCCGAUCGGCCUAUUCGGCCCUUGCCGAAACGUCGACUUCGAGAGAGAUUACCUCCAGAGGUCGCCAACUCGAUCAAAUAUCCCUCCUACAUCCACGACCACAUUCCUCUUUUCUACUAUCCCUCAUACACUACAAAGGACGAUAAUGGGGCACCACCACCGACAUCGACCGCAUCUGCCAUGCCACAUCACCAUGCCGAUUCCAGGCGCCACUCCACGCUGCGGCGGCAUGGGGCUGCUAUGACAGUGGGAAUAAACGAAGAACUGCGGGGGUCGCUGGUCUUAGGUUCAACGCCCAGAAUUCAAGGCAUGGUCAUACAGUCCUCGGUGGUUCUGGACCCGAUUCGCCAGACGAUGGAAUUUCAACUGGUACCGUCCGCCGCUUCAUCUGUGGAUGGCUACGAGUCGUUUGAAAAUACGAAUAACAAAAAGAAGCGGAAAAUUCCCACCACCGGAGACUCCUUGGCAAGUAAUGGCCUUUCUUUGAGCAGUGAUGUUACCGCGCUCUCGACAGCGGUCAGAUCCCAGUCGCCGGCGAAGGAGACGGACAACAACAAAGGGCAGCUGCUCCCACCAAACUCGGUUGGAAAUGGGUCUUAUGUACCGGGCAGUCAGGGGCUGUCGGGGCCUGGUAGGGGGAGGCUCGGACGGUCGAGCAACGGACGCAGCCCCUUGCGAGCUCUGUCAGAUGGAAGCAACGCGUGGUCCAGCCGCUCGAAAGCUACUGGUCAGAACGGAGGUGGUAUAAUAUCGAACGCAAUCGCUACUGCUGGAAAAGAGCCUCUUCAGGGACAGGAGAACAGAAGUCUUUUGCAACAACGCGGGGCUGCGGACAGGGAAAUACCCACCUCCUCCCAGUUUACGUUUACCUGUGAAUCGCAGACUCCCGGAGCCAUACAGUGGCCCGGUAAGUCACACUCUACCUCGUUGCAGCAUUUACCAGCUGGCGCCCCUGCGAGCCCGGGCCAACGUGAGGGAAACUCGUCGAAGCAAGUCAGUAGAGUCCCUGCUAGCUCUUCCAGGAAAACUCGCAGUCGCCUAGAAAAGGAGCUCGCUGCUGCUGCGCGUACUCGACGCCAGAUUGCGACAGAGAAUUAUUACCACAACUUGGUGAAUCCCGAGGAUAUCUGGAUUUGCGAGUUCUGCGAGUACGAGCGCAUCUUUGGCGAACCCCCACGCACCCUAAUUCGAGACUACGAGAUCAAGGAUCGUCGGCAACGUCAGGAGGAAGCGGACCGAAAGCGACUCCUAGAGAAGGCCAAAGCGAAAAGCAGAAAGGGAAAGAAAGCUGGUAAAGCAGCGGCAAAAGGCGGCCAUACGUCGGAACAUGUCCCAGAUCAA